This is a messenger RNA of Caenorhabditis remanei, 1218 nucleotides long. RefSeq lists its product as uncharacterized. Gene Ontology annotation, cellular component: lysosome. Lineage: Eukaryota; Metazoa; Nematoda; Chromadorea; Rhabditida; Rhabditidae. Bases 1 to 1218 code for a protein of 405 amino acids. The record is from RefSeq and is a predicted model, not a curated record. Gene Ontology annotation, molecular function: cysteine-type endopeptidase activity. The transcript has 8 exons.
AUGGUCGCAAUUGCGUGGUUCAAACCGGUGUCUCAGGAUGAAAAACAACCUCCGAUUGGAAGUGGGGAGCAUCAUCUGCUUGCUAGAGAUAUUUUUUCUUCACACCACCAUGCCAGUAAAAUAGGCGAUAACAGAGCUUGCACAAUAACCAUGUUACUGUGUAUGUUCACUUUAGUUGGUGUUAUGGUUUAUAUGCUCAUGCAACCAAUCAAUCCAUCUCAAGGUUUUCCACGGUUCCAUAAAGGUGAAAAAGGAAUUCAGAGCAUUGCUAAAGAGUAUAUCGCUUACACAGAAAAAUACAACAAGAGUUAUGCCACUAGCCAAGAAUCAUUGAAACGUUUGAAUGCUUAUUACACUACCGAGGAAAAUAUUGUCAACUGGAAUAAGCAAAAAGAACAUGGUUCGACUGUCUAUGGACACAACGAUAUGUCUGACUGGACUGAUGCUGAGUUCGAGAAAACUCUUCUUCCAAAGUCUUUCUAUCAAAGGCUUCACAAAGAUGCUGAAUACAUCGUCCCUGUCCCAGAAUCAUUAGCCGGAAUGAUCGGGGAACGUGCUGGUCCACUUCCAGAUUUCUUCGAUUGGAGAGACAGAAAUGUUGUCACCCCAGUUAAGGCUCAAGGACAGUGUGGAAGUUGCUGGGCCUUCGCUUCCACCGCCACCGUCGAGGCAGCAUACGCUAUCGCACACGGCGAGAGAAGAAACUUGUCGGAGCAGACUCUUCUCGAUUGCGACUUGGUUGAUAACGCGUGCGACGGAGGAGACGAGGACAAAGCAUUCAGAUACAUUCAUCGCCAAGGAUUGGCUUAUUCUGUAGACUUGCCAUAUGUCGCUCACCGUCAAAACAACUGUGUUGUCAAUGACCACUGGAACACUACAAGAAUCAAGGCGGCAUACUUCCUUCACCACGACGAGGACUCUAUCAUCAACUGGCUUGUCAAUUUCGGUCCAGUUAAUAUUGGAAUGUCCGUUAUCCAACCAAUGAGAGCUUACAAAGGAGGAGUUUUUACUCCAAGCGAAUACGCUUGCAAAAACGAGGUAAUUGGCCUGCACGCUCUUCUCAUCACCGGUUAUGGAACCAGCGACAAGGGAGAAAAGUACUGGAUUGUUAAGAACAGUUGGGGAAACACUUGGGGAGUGGAGCAUGGAUACAUCUACUUUGCCCGUGGUAUCAAUGCUUGUGGUAUCGAAGAUGAACCGAUUGGAAUUCUUGCUUAA